Aspergillus calidoustus is the source of this 3350-nucleotide messenger RNA. NCBI's taxonomy places the organism in Eukaryota, Fungi, Ascomycota, Eurotiomycetes, Eurotiales, Aspergillaceae. The record is from the annotation of a GenBank genome assembly.
CCAGAAGCUCCAGAUCGCUUUUUUCCCGCUCUUAUCGAUUGGCGCCCCACCGCAAUCGCAACGAGCUUUGCGAGGGAGAAGAAAAGAGAAGUUACUCAUUGUGCUGAGAGAUGUAUCAAAUUCUUCCCAUGAGGCUAAUUCCAUUCUUUCACUAGGAAAAACGUUAUCGCUCCAUGCAGGAGCAUAUCCGACGGGCCCAUCCAAACCACUACAUUCCAAAGCUUCCGGCAACAGAGGAGAGCUUUAUCAUGAUGGUCACCACUCCUCUUGAUCAGCGCGCACACCUUACUCCUCCGCAAACCCAAUCCAGAAGACGCAAUGAUGCCGACCGAGACUUCUAUGGCCGAGAACCUAACUCUCCCGCAACCCCACGGGGUAUCGAUGAAGCGCACCCUGCCGCAGCAACUGCAGCGGUCGCACUGGCUCAAUUGCACCAUAAUCGAUUAACCUCUGAUUGGGAUACCGACGAAAUCCAUUCCGACAACGAUAUUGGGAGAGAGCCUAUGCGGUCGUCAAUUGAGCUUCCUUCGCUGCGCGACCACUUUAAACAGGAAUCGUUACCCCCAUUUUCAUCACCCCGGCCAAGAUCGCUUUUGCCUUCUAUACUCAAUCAUUCCCCACCCGGUCGCUCUUCGACGCUUCCUCCGAUUCAAAGGACUAACAAACUCCCCCGCCCUCGCAAGGGAUCCAUCUCAGGGGCACGGAAGGCGAAGCAUGAACGGCCAAAGUCGAAGGAGUUUGGCCGACGGCCGAGUCUAGGCGAUCGGAAAGCUUUAUCGGCAGAGCCACAGACCGCAGCUUGGGCACAGGGUAAGCGCUGGGAGGAUCUCAUUGAGGCAGCGACAUCAGCCACUGAGGUUGACGAUGACCGAUCUGAGAUGGGACGUUCGCCCACCAUACCACCAAUGAUUCCCAACAUUACCUCCAUCACCUCAGCACCUUCGGUCAAAGGUCGAUCAUCCAUGCCUCCUGCAUUCCAGUCCCCCGGAUUGCCACCGCCUGCCUCGCAUCGCCAUUUCCCACCGCCACACUCCUACGCAGCGUCGCCUCUCCACAAAUCUCUCACACCGCCGCCGUACGAGUUUUCGCGCAACCGUGAUACUGACCUUGAGCCUUUCCCGUCCAUUGAGUCUUCUCUAGAUUCCGCAUCCACUGCUUCGGGAAAGACCUUUAGUUACUCCAACCACGUGAAUUCAACAGGACACCCUGACUCCAGCCCAGUGCUGAAUCUGUUCCCGUCUUCGGCAGCCCAGCGGCAGCAUCACCGGUUUUCUAAUCCUACCCCAGCGUCCUUCCGCAACAAAGAGAUACAGAUAUUCUGUGCGAGCUGCAAGCGACCAUGGCCGUUGAACGAAUGUUAUGCCUGCACGGAGUGCAUCUGCGGUGUAUGUCGCGACUGCGUCGUGAGCUACAUCAGCAGUCCGCCUACGCCUUUCAAGAACGUCACCUCUAGCCCUGGCAGUGCAAUGUCUCAUGGACCAACAAGCUAUCCAAGCCCGCGAGGUUGCCCUCGGUGCCGAACCGUAGGCGGCAAAUGGAAAGCAUUUCAACUAGAUGUCAAAUAGGGCAUACAUAAUGCAUCAGACACGGAGCCCUGGCAAGGCUCUACUUAUGGCUUACGGAACUUAUGAUUAACGGCUGAGGGUCCACGGUACUCAAAAAUCACGUCUCAACGAACGACACAUCAAGCGCCAACGGGCAUCGAUGCGAUGAGUGCCCGAAUGUGUUAUGGAAGGGCUGGCCCGACCAACUACUAGCGGGUAUUCUCGCCACAGCCGGCAUGUUUGCUUGUAAAAAAGCUGGUCUUUUGAUUUCUUGGAUAUGUUUGACGGCGCACAUGUUGGUAUUAUCAUCUAGGCGGUUUAUAUACAAUGCGGUGGUAUUUUGGAUUUAUUUCUGUUUAAGUUUGAUUGCUGAUAUAUUUCAGACGAUUUGCAUGCAUUUGUGGUUGACCCAUGGGCAGUAUAUCUUGAAGGAUUUGAUCACAUUUCUGAACUGAUCAAGUUGUUUUGGUCGGCCAAUGCCGUCGUUGCUGGCUAUGGCGACUCGCCUGAACCAGCGGGCAGUUUACUCGUCCCAGAUAAUGCUGCUCAGGCCCUCAAGUGUGUUAGGCUCACCAGGCACGCCCACCAACAAAUCCGCCACGACAUCACCAAGCGCUCCGGUAUCUGGGUUCCUCGUGACAAUGGCGACGUUGGAAGAGAGCUGGUUUCCGAUAGCAACCAAGUCGCCGGCCUUGUUGAUUGCAAACGUGCGAGGUAGCACACCAUACGAGGAUGUGAUCUCUUCAAAUGCAAGCUUGCCGCUCCGAACGCGGCGCAAGUUCGCGAGGGAGUCAUUGCCAUCAAAGGCAGCAUCCAGCCUCACAGAGACAUAGACGUUUUCACCGACCAAUCUGAUUUCCCCUAGAGAAGCACCAUCCGGCAAGUCCUCGGGAUAAGGCACGUCCGCGUCAAUCCGGCGGAACGCAAGACAUCCACUGGCCGGGUAGGAAACCGCGAAAGCCUCGACUUCGCCGUUUAACUCGCCAGCAACGUAGAGGAUAGUCUGCGGGGCUUUCGGAGCACGUCCGCGGAUCUUGGGAGAGCCCUCUGCCGUCCAGAACACGCCGUGGCGCGGGCCUCCACCGGAUGUGUAGUUCAAGCUCGAGCAGGUGUUAAGCUUGCCGUUACUCUUAUCAAUCGCAAAAACGCGGACAAGAUCAGCCCCCAAGUCGGGAACGAGAACGAAACCUCCAGUCGGGUCGAGGAAAGCUUGGUGUGGGUGCGGCGCCUCCUGCCGAUCGGGGACCGCACCGGGCCCGGACAGCUCGAAUUCAAAGACUUGCAGAGGGUCGGCGUCCUUCUCCAGGGGAAGCUUGUAUGUCGAAACGGCGGAGCCGGAGCUGUUUGGUACUCAUAUUAGCUUCCAAUCAAUGACAUUCUGAAAUGAAACGGGGAAGAGCUCACUAAUGCGCGACAGCCAAAUACUGACCACCCUCCCCUUCAUAGAUCACAUUAUGCACGCCACUCCCCGGUGCAGUCCCUGUCACCGCAAUCUCACUCAGCAGCCCAUUCUCAUCAGCAGCGAGCGCCGUCAAUGACCCAUUGGCCGACUCAUAUUCGUUCUUCCAGCCAUACUCAUCAGAGCAGUAGAGCGUACGCGUAGCAGGGUCAAAGGUUAUCCAGCUCGGAUACGUCCCGCACGUCUCAAGCGACGAAGCCUGGGUAAGGGCAUAGCUUCCAUCGCUGGCGCGGUCGAGCGAAAGCGUGUAGACCGAUUUCGUCGAGUAGUGCGUUGCGUAGAGCUUUGUGGCUGUGGCGCUUGCUAGGCCGAAGCUUAGCAGCGCAAGAGGGGAAGUAAACAUUUUC